Molecule: messenger RNA, 1425 nt
Organism: Chaetura pelagica (chimney swift)
Lineage: Eukaryota; Metazoa; Chordata; Aves; Apodiformes; Apodidae
Gene: SPNS2
Product: spinster homolog 2 (Drosophila)
Exons: 12
Coding region: 1-1425 (474 amino acids)
Biological process (GO): sphingosine-1-phosphate receptor signaling pathway; transmembrane transport; lipid transport
Cellular component (GO): membrane
Molecular function (GO): transmembrane transporter activity; sphingolipid intramembrane carrier activity
Source: RefSeq, a predicted model, not a curated record
AUGGCUCUGGUGUCUUUGUUCAGUCCUGAGAAUGCCCAGUGUACUCAAGAAAUGAUAGCUGAGAGCACCAACAUGCACCAUAGACUGAAGGCACUGAGUUUCUUCUCUGUUUUCCUUGCAGGUGUGUUACUAGACAUCCAGCAGCACUUUGGAGUCAAAGACAGUGGAGCUGGCUUAUUACAGACAGUUUUCAUCUGCAGUUUCAUGGUUGCAGCACCUAUCUUUGGUUACCUGGGUGACCGUUUCAACAGAAAGAUCAUUCUCAGCUGUGGCAUCUUCUUUUGGUCAGCUGUCACUUUUUCAAGCUCCUUCAUCACUGAAAAGUAUUUCUGGCUGCUUGUGCUCUCACGAGGUCUGGUUGGCAUCGGGGAAGCAAGUUACUCCACUAUUGCACCCACCAUCAUAGGAGACCUUUUCACCAAAAACACUAGGACCCUCAUGCUGUCUGUUUUCUACUUUGCAAUUCCUCUUGGCAGUGGCUUGGGGUACAUCACUGGGUCAAGUGUGAAGCAGGUUGCUGGAGACUGGCACUGGGCACUGAGGGUAUCUCCACUCCUGGGAAUGAUAACAGGGACGCUCAUCUUGAUAUUUGUACCUGCUGCUAAAAGAGGAAAUGUUGAACAACUUGGGGGGCAGCUGAAGGCUCGGACCUCAUGGCUAAGAGACAUGAAAGCACUAAUUAGAAACCGCAGCUACGUGUUCUCCUCGUUGGCCACCUCAGCUGUCUCCUUUGCCACAGGGGCCCUUGGCAUGUGGAUCCCUCUCUACCUUCACAGAGCACAGGUGGUGCAGAAGACGGCAGAGACCUGCAGCUCACAGCCCUGUGGCACCAAAGAUAGCUUGAUCUUCGGAGCCAUCACGUGCUUCACUGGUUUCCUGGGUGUGAUCACAGGGGCUGGAGCAACCAAAUGGUGCCGGUUAAAAACCCAGCGAGCUGAUCCUCUUGUCUGUGCUGUUGGCAUGCUUGGGUCAGCCAUCUUCAUCUGUCUCAUCUUUGUGGCUGCCAAGAGCAGCAUUGUGGGAGCCUAUAUUUGCAUUUUUAUUGGAGAAACUCUUCUGUUUUCAAACUGGGCUAUCACAGCAGACAUACUGAUGUACGUGGUCAUCCCGACGCGCCGUGCGACCGCAGUGGCCUUGCAGAGCUUCACUUCACACCUCCUGGGAGAUGCUGGCAGCCCUUACCUGAUUGGAUUUAUCUCAGACCUGAUCCGGCAAAGCACCAAGGAGUCCCCAGUCUGGGAGUUCCUCAGCCUGGGUUAUGCACUCAUGCUCUGCCCCUUUGUCGUUGUCCUAGGAGGGAUGUUCUUCCUGGCCACAGCCCUCUUCUUCCUCAGUGACCGAGCCAAAGCUGAACAACAUAAAGACACCGAUUCGGACCAGCUCACGGUUGGCAACUACAGUAAUUCAGAAGACGCUUCCACAUGA